This is a messenger RNA of Acanthamoeba castellanii str. Neff, 465 nucleotides long. Its product is annotated as retinol dehydrogenase 14 (all-trans and 9-cis) family protein. The record is from RefSeq and is a predicted model, not a curated record. The transcript is spliced from 5 exons. The coding region runs from base 1 to 465 and encodes 154 amino acids. Lineage: Eukaryota; Discosea; Longamoebia; Acanthamoebidae.
AUGGCCAAUCUGGACUUUGACAAUUUGCAGAGCAAGCGGAACUACAGCCGCUACACAGCCUAUUCGCGGUCCAAGCUCGCCCAGGUGCUCCACGCCAACAAACUACAGCGCCGCCUCGAAGGGAGCGGAGUGACGAUCUGCGCGCUCCAUCCGGGCGUGGUGAACACGUCCCUGUGGCGCGACCUCCCCGGCCCGCUCAAGUACAUCGCCUUCGGCCUGGGCUCCGUCUUCUUCAAGACGCCCGUCCAAGGCGCCGAGACCACGAUCUGGGCGGCCACGGCGGACGAACUCGAGGGCGUCGGCGGCAAGUACUACUCCGACUGUCGCGAAAUCCCCUCAUCAGCCCAGUCGCGCGACAUUGAGGCGCAGGACAAGCUAUGGCGAGCCUCGCUGGAGCUGGUCGGACUGCCUGCGGAAGAAGAUGAGACUGAGGCCGAGAAGAAAGAGGAGGAUACCACCCACUAG